Acanthoscelides obtectus is the source of this 1416-nucleotide messenger RNA. Lineage: Eukaryota; Metazoa; Arthropoda; Insecta; Coleoptera; Chrysomelidae. The record is from the annotation of a GenBank genome assembly.
CACCACUUCACACAUACACAUCUGAUUGCAAUGUUGCCAAGUAUAGUCUGUGGUAUGUGUGGUAUAAUAGUCGACCUGUUUUACGUAGGACUGACAGCUUUCUGCUGUUUAAAAACACGUGUUUUUGUAUUGAAAAUUGGAGUUGUGAACAGUUUUUAAUUCAGAAGAAAUUUACACACGAUGAAGAAAAUUAAAAACGGGGAUGCUAUAGCUCUCGAAAAGAGCAACCAGAAAAAGUUUAGCAACAAAACCAAGAAGUUGAAACAACAGAUAAAAACCGGGAAAAUAGAAAUUAUAGAAGACAAGAAGAAGAAGCAACGGCAAUCUGCUGAAGAAAAAAGAGGUCUUAUAUACAUCGGACAUAUACCACAUGGAUUUUAUGAGGAAGAAAUAAAGCAGUACUUUGAUCAGUUCGGCAAAGUUACAAAUGUUAAAGUAUGCAGGUCUAACAAAACUGGGCAAAGUAAAGGUUAUGGAUAUGUGGAAUUUUUCCAUCAAGAAGUCGCUAGAAUAGCUGCUGAAACCAUGAACAAUUAUCUGAUGUUUAAGAAGAGAAUUGUAGCUGAGUAUGUACCCUAUGAAAAAAGGCCAAAUCACCUAUUCCAUGGUGCAAGCAGUACCCAGAACAGCUUUUCAUCACAAUCUAGAAGACGGAGGCAGUUCCCUACACUUAAUGGUCCUGUGGAUGAAAAGACUCACACAAAAAGAAAGUUACACAGCAUGGGCAUUGAAUCAAAUUUUGAACCAACAGGAGAAAAACCGGUUAAAAGGGAUCAUGCUGAUGCUGGUGAUGGCAUAACAGAGAUUAUUCAGGCAACAGAAUUUGUCUCUGAAGUAGAUGUCAAGAUUCCUCUUAAAAAAUCAAGAAAAUCUAUCAACACAGCAUCAAUUAGUGAACCAAAAAUAUCAAAAUCUGGUAGUAGUCAAUCAUUAUCAAUUAAAAAAUCUAAAUCAACAAAGUCUGUGAAUAAACUGUCAAAGAUUGAUAAAGCCACAUCAGUAGAUUCUAUAUUAAUAGAUAAAAAAGAUCCCAAGAUAAAAAAGAAGAGUGGCGGAAUCAUAAAAAGAACAAAAAAGCCAAGUCCUUUGAAUGCAGAUACUGUAAAAAAGAUUGCUAGGGAAUUAAUUAGGAAGAAAGGUACUUCUCUGGUGACUUACGUUACACCAGGUAAUAAGAAAACUGGGAAAAGGAAGAUCAAAUCAGAAAAGUUAUUGAGGCAUUCCAAAGCAGAUUUUGGAGUAGUGCAUUCUGUAAAGGUGCUUGUCAUAACUGCUUUCCAGAAUUGGCCGCAAAUCUUUAGUCCAUCAAAUAGCUGUCCUGAAGCUACUGCAUUUUAUAAUUCAGCCAAAUUUGCUAAUAUUUCUUUUUCUAUUAAUUUUGCUAAUGUGGAUGAAGUAAAAAAAACUGGUUCUUGA